AUGGCGGCACAGGCGCGCGCGCUCGAGGACGAAGUGCAGCGGCUGGGCGAGCAAGAGCCGACCAAGCACACGGCGCUGGUGAAGCAGCGACUGUUUAGCCGCGUGGGCCAGUUCCUCAUGGGCAGUCUGAACAUGCAGCACUGGUGGUGCGAUCACGCGUCGCUGAUGGUGUUUAUGAUGCGCGUGCUGGAGCUCUAUCCGGCGUCCGAGAGCGUCUGUGCGUUCUACAAGCGCAUGGAGCAGCAGCUCCGUCAGUGUCGACAAUGCGUCGAUACGUACCACGCGGCGUUGCCCAGCGUCCGUGUGGAGCUGGAGUUCGAGUUCACAUCUGAAUCGAUUACGUCUUACUUUGUCAAGCUGCAAGAACUGGACGCUGAUCGAGUGCAGCGGCAGCUGGCAGAUACGUCCAUGGGGCUGACCAGUGCUGUGCCAGGGAAGCUGAAAGUUAUGGCACACACGCUGUACGAAGUACUUCAUCAACGGCGUCUGCUAUCGGACUUCCGUAUCGUCCGCGUGCUGUCGAGGUGGGUUUCUUCUCCAUUCGCAGACGUAAAAGCAAAUUCGUAUCUGGAAGGCUUGCGCGGUUGUGCUGGGCUGUAUCAGCUGCUGGUGUCGCCGGAUUCUGCAGUUCGAGAGUGGGCCAAGAACAUGGUGCAGCACUUCGGCAAGAUCCAGCUACGUGUCGAUUGCGGCGAAGAUCAGCAUUUACUUGACGUGCUGGAUGAGUGGAUGUACAUACUGGAAAAUGAAGAAUUCAACAAAUCCAUGCUGUCACUCGACUAUAAAUCGACAGAGGAGCUUCAAGACUUCUUGGAACCAACAAAUUGCGUCAAGACUCCGACCAAGUCAAUGUUGUGGUCUGCACUUGAUGACGUUAUACAGCAAAUGGACGUCGACAGCUUGGAAGCGAUGUUGGUUUCGUUCGAUACGAUCCCGGAUGUAGUCUUCAAUUAUUUACAGGAAGCAGACCCUGCAGGAGACCAGACACUUACAUUAGUGGUUUCCAAGUGUUUUGCAGUGCUUUUGCGCUGUCUUGGGCACCGUUUCUGGAAUCACAGCGCCAAUUCGCCCAAAGUUGUGCUGGAUGUGAUUAUGCAGCAUUGUCGUCUCAGCUCGUGGCGCGUGUAUGUCACGAAGCAGUUUAUCGAGCUUUUACCGCCGCUUCUCGUGACUAUCCGACCGCCUCAAGUCAUUUGCCAGCCGUCCAACGAAGGAAAACGAGACAAACUUGACUUUUAUUUGGGCACACGCAAGAACAUGAUGCAAUUCUUGAUCGCCGAGGAUUUCCGCCCGAAGCAUUAUGAUGCGGUUGCCAUUGUGGCAGCGUCGAGGGCAGCUUUUACAAUUUUGCACGACUGCUACGAACAUCGUAUCCCCGGUUCUGUCGAUCACGGUCGAGGAAGUGGACGAGAUGAAGGCGCGCUAUCAGAAUCCAUUUCUGUCGACUACUUGGUCUCUGAGAGCGCUUUCUGGUGGCCGUGCAGCGUGGAAGCUGGUGAUGUCACAAACAAUGCACUGGGGAAGCUAUGGAUGAAUCAUUUGUUUGACAUCGUCAUUAUACCUAACAAUGUCGAGUCGUUGGUUGACUUGGCGGCGGAGACUACCGCUCUCGUGCUAAGCAAGCAUUUGCAGCUGGCUCGUGAUGCUGUAUAUUCGGAGAUUUCUGCGAGCGAUGUGGGAUAUUCGGGAUCGAGUGCAGCCGUAACGAAGAGAAAGCCGAUCAUCACUGGUUUGUUGGAAAAGCUGUGCUCGUGGGGGACGAUCACAACGAUACCGCUCCAGGUCCACGGAGCACUUUUCGAGUCGAUCGGAGGAAUCUCCGAGCUGCUGAAUAGUGUCGUUGCUCAAGCUAACAUCAGUGACCAGCUCAGACAUCUUACGACGACUUUGCAGAAAUACGAGAAGCACGUCCAACAGUAUCUCCAGCGCAUGUGUAGUGAGGUGCUUUGCAAAGGCUUGACGAACCCAUUCGGGUUUCCCGUUGUGGCGCAACACAUCAGCGCAUGUUAUUUAAGUCCGACAAACAGCGUCGAUCAGAUGGUGAACAGGUUGAUUUGCCAAUAUGCCGUUGACAAAAUGCGUCUAGCGCAAGCUCCCUCCCCUUUAGAAGCUGUUAUCUUUUCUGUUCGUCGAAAUGCUGAAGCCUUCUUACGCGGUCAGCUUUCCAUGCUCCGAUCGAUGCGACUCUAUGGUUUUUCGCAAGCAGUCUGUUUGCCCGCUGCAAAGAAGCUUAUGUUUGUGUGGUCCCGCAUAUAUGAUUUGCUGAGCGUUGACCUGGAGAACGUGUUCAAUAAAGUGGCGGACGCGAAAGCUAAGACAACGUCCUCGCACCAUGUCACGGACACUGGUAUCGCAGCAGCACACCUGCUGAAACUUCCGAAUUUGAUUAACGAUUUUUUGAUCGCUUUGCUAGCGAGUUUGUUCGGCCCUAAAGCUAAACAUGCGAUAGAGAUCACCGAAACUACUCGCGUGCAAUGCCUUGACUUUGGACUUAAAUUCUGGAAGUUCUGGACAUCAGUGUCGAAAGACUCAGUUGUGUCUAGCAAACGUGUGGUGGGGCUGAUAACUCCAUUGGUUGAGUGUAUAGCUAGGGGGUCAGCUUCCGAGAAUAAGCGAGCCGCUGAGUUGUUGAUGACGGUGUUGGGUUGCCUUUUGGAAGGAAAUACUCGUUUGGACGAAGUUACACUGAAUAUGAUCGACAGCAUAAAGGGAGAGGCAGCGUCGGUUGAAUCCAGACAGUCCACGGACUUUGGUCGUAUGACGAAAAAGUUCCGGCAACUGAGCCAAAACUCACAGUUUUUCACGAAGCGUUCGACAGGAUCUGGUGGUGCAAAAAAACUAACGGACAUGACCUCUCGAUCGAAGUCUGCGAUACCACCGAGGACCAAAUCUUCUGCAGGAACGCUCAACUAUGCACUCACGUCAAUGAGUGUGAAGUCGGCUGGAAAAGCUCAGGAUCGCAAGUUAAUUGACCUCUCUGGGGCUGAUGAAGUAUCGAACCAAGCGGCAGCUCGGAAACAGCAUAGUUUCUACUCUGAAGAAGAGUACCACACAGCUUCAAAAAAGGCAUCAUCUCUUGUAGUAGUUGCACCAAGUUCAAAGUCUCCGUUUGACAUGGCCCAAGUCAUAAAAGGCGUCUCGCACUCGCACCCAAGCUCCUCUACCAAGACAAUUCCAUCCGAACGACCAACAAAACAGGUCGACAGAGAUGUCAUUGAACACAUGGACGAGGAGAAAAAAGAAGAGGAUGUUGGUCUACGUUUUGCUGCACUAUUUCAUCGAAUCAAAGCUACGCGAAAGCCAAUAGCAACCUGCUCGCUGCUACCAUUUUACCGGCAGUUGCUUCAAGUUUGCAUGCCUGUUCUUCUAUCGGGUGAGUUCCAAGAUGGACGAUCUGAUAAAGAGCUACAAGCACCUGGGUUAAGUUUCACGAAAAACGCCGACUAUGUUCGAGCUUUUCUACCACUGAUGCUGGAAGAAUGCAACAACGAAGUGCAAGAAGGCCUCCGGAAAUAUUGCCGUGGGAAUCGGGGUCAUCUGCUGCGCUAUGAAUCCGAAAAGCCACGAGAAGGUAUGCGCUGCAUCAGCUUCAGCAUUGUCCAGAAGGAUGAAGCGCUUCUCACUGGUUUUCAGGCAAAGUUUGGCGGCAAAAGACGUCCGAGAAGUGGCUUCGAUGAGAAGUUAUUUCGCAACGGUGACGUGGUGCUCUUGCAAAUUUCCGCGGAAAGCCAAAACCAAGGUAGCUUGAUGGGAAAACGGGAGUUUUUAGGUGUCAUUUUGAUCAGUGAGACGGAAAAAGGGCGGAGACAAACAUCGUCGACAAAAAAGAAUAGCAAGGACAGAGAUGAGGAAUGUGUAACCGUGCUUUUCCUCAACGACGGCGAGUUGGACAACGCUACCGCAAGUGUACGUUCGUUCGCGACGGAAGUACUGGCGGCGAGUGCGAUUACCGACACAGAAUGGAAGGUGAGUCCACUCUGCAAUUUGGUGACAUCUGCGCGCGAGUACAUCGCGCUUCGAUCCGUAGACAUGCUUCCCGAGCAUUUAAGGACGGCUAUACUGACCCCAGAAGCUUACAAGUCCACUCAGUCGGAGCUCAUUACCAUCACGUCCGCACUGACUGAUUUACGAUCAAAGCACUCACGUGACAGCCGGUCGGAUAUCGUAAAGCUUUUGAAGCGCUUGGACAAGAUUGACGUGAUGCUGACGGAUCUAAGGUCUACCAGUAUAGGUAAAGCUGUGAACAGGCUGCGCAAGCACGAGGAUGCGGAAGUCAAGGCUCUUUCUGACAAGCUGAAAGAAAAGUGGACGAGUCUCUUGGAUGACAAUGCCGCGAUGGAGCGUGCGCCUCGCUUUCUAUCGCCCGCUCUGUGGGAGGCAAUUAAGCUGCAGUACAACUCAUCCCAGUUGCAGUCUAUUCACACGGUGCUAAACAACUACAGCAUGGGUGUAUCUCUGCUUCAGGGGCCUCCAGGAACAGGUAAGACAAAAACAAUAAUGGGUCUUCUGGGUGGAUUGCUAUCGUUGCGGCUACCGGCUACUGCAGUCAUGCCAACGAUAAGUUCGAGAAGCAGUACAGGCGACGACAGCAAGGGAGAGUUCAGCAAUUUUGAGGCUGCACGAUCUCGCGGUGUGAGUGCUGCACCGUCCAGUGGACCCACAUCGACUCGACCUACAGCGACGCCAUUCUCCUUGAGUGGGAUUACAUCUGCUCUAGGAAGUGUCCUACGUCGUUCCUCCGACUCCUCGGCACCUGGCCCUAGUCGAACAACCAUUCAGUCGCUAAAAAAUGGUGGCGCAUCGCGCAGUCGGUUAGAAACCAAGCUGUCAUCUCGUACGACCCAUCAGCCGCCACAGUCAAACUUGGUGGUAAAGCGCCGGGUCAUAUCAAGAGCGAUGUCGGAGCAUUUGACGGGUCGAACAAACAACAUCCUGGUUUGUGCGCCAUCCAACGGAGCCGUAAACGAGCUGGUGCUGCGCAUCGUUACCGACGGGCUAAUGGAUAGCUCUGGCAAUGUCACGAAAGUCCGAGCACCAAGUGUACACCAUGACGCAUUGUCAGAUGAACGGAUUUCUAUCAUUCGCCUCGGAAAUGCAGGCGAAGAUGCAUCCGAAAUUGUCGGUUCUGUAUGCUUGCCACAUAUCAUCCGGCGCGAAAUGGCCAUUCAUCCAAAAGCAAUGGAAUUGAACUUGCUCCAAGAAACACAGCGACAAUUGCGAAGUUCGAUUCGCGAUUUCCACAACAAAACAGACGAUCCCGAUGGACCCAAGAAAGACCGAAAAGCGCUUGCCAUGAUGCACAAACAACUGACGGGAUGCUCAGGUAAGAUCAGGCGCUUGCGGGAUGAAGUGACUGCCAUUCGGGCGAAAAUGACGGAAAGCCUUUUGUCCAAGGCGAGCAUUAUUGCUUGUACGCUGUCGAAGGCAGGUAGUGGUGAUUUCUUGGGACUGAAGCAUGGCUUUGACGCCCUCAUCAUUGAUGAAGCGGCCCAGGCAGUCGAGCUAAGCACACUUGUGCCGAUUCGAGAGCGCGUAGCUCGGGUUGUGCUAGUAGGCGAUCCGAAACAGCUUCCUGCGACAGUGAAGAGCGUUGUCGCGGCGAAGGCACGGUACGACCGGUCGCUGUUCGAAAGGAUUGCAGAGAGCGGGGUCGCGCCAUCGAUGCUUCGUGUGCAAUAUCGCAUGCACCCGUUUUUACGGGAAUUUCCGUCCGAGAGGUUUUACGGAGGAAUGUUGACAGAUGGGCCUAGCGUUAUGAAGCGAGUUCAGAAGGUCUGCUCUGGCGUAUAUGCGCACACGAGCUUUCAGCCUUUCUUGUUGUACGAUGUUGAGAAUUCGCGGGAGGAAGACAUGAACGGGUCAAAGUACAACCGCGUUGAAGCUGCAUUUUGUGUCAGUCUGUGCCGCAACAUGUUCAGCAUCUGCGCGGAGACACGCAUCAACAAGUGGAGCGUUGGGUUCGUGUCACCGUACAAGGAACAAGUGCGUGUCCUCAGGCAAGAAAUAACGCGCUCAGGGAUCCCAGCAAGUGUGUCCGUCGAGGUAAAUACGGUGGACGGGUUUCAGGGUCGGGAGAAAGACGUGAUUGUGUUUUCAUGCGUGCGCUCAUCUCGGCGCGGGGGUAUCGGUUUCUUGCGCGACGUCCGCCGACUAAACGUGGCAAUCACGCGAGCACGCUACUGCCUGUACGUUAUUGGAAACGUGAGCACGCUGAUGCGCGAUGAAACGUGGGCUGCAUUGAUCAAGAGCGCUCGAGACCGCAAGCUUGUUAUUCGCACGGAGGGAGAGGAUUUUUCUGCUGUAGUGAAAAGGCUUGCGACGGACAAAUACCGUGAGCUGGCUGAACACUACAAGUCCAUGCACGUCAAAGUGGCUCCGAAGUCGGUAGCCACCGUGAAACCUGUGAAGACCAUUGAGAACAAACCUGCCGAGAUCACAAAGUCAAAGCUUUGCUUGGAAGAGGAAGGGAAAACCGUGGAUGCAAGUAACACCGAUGUGGGCAAGGACGAAGUGCCUAGUAGGUCCACGGACAUUGGCGAAGAGGCUAAGGGCUGCAAGCCAUCCGAAAGUGAUAGACCGUCUUUGACCUCUGCUAGACGAGAACCACGACCGCAGCCUCCAUGCGAUCAAAACAAAAGUCAGCGUGCGGUUCGACAACCUGUCGACAGCCAGAAAAGGUCUGCCGAGGAGACGUUCGAUGUGGCAAGUGCAAAGAAGGCCCGUUCGUCCGUAGAAGCAGUGUCUUCUGCGGCGGACGUGUCUGACCGAUACGAAAUUCGACGCUUUUGUGAUCGGGGUAACUCGUCGCUGACGAAUGCACGUCAGGGUCGUGAGCAUCGCUUUGAUGAGACAGCUGCCGACCAGACCAGAAAUGGAUGCGCCGACCUUCGGAGAAAGGAAGUCGGGCGUGAAGAGCCCAGCAGGUUGUGCGACUCCCGAGGUUCAUUUGAUGUCAAGCGAGACAAGAGAAGAGAAGACGUGGUCCGGCCGAGCGACCGGUACCGUCGGGAAAACAGUCGCGACGAUGACAGUCGGAAUGAGCGCGCUUUGGUGGGAUCGAGCCAUACGUCUCGACCGCCAGUGGCUGCACGAGGAAGCAAACUACCGCGUUCAAUCUCUGAGAAGGAGUUUUGCCAAGUGAAUGAGCCCCCUCCUCUCUCAAAGGCGAAUCGCUUGCACUCAGCGAGCCCGAAGGCGAGAGAUAGACGGCCGCAUCACGAGUCUUCUUACCCUGCGACGCACCCCAAGCAUCGCAGUCAUGUCCAAUCAUCCCGUGGACAUGACCGUUCUGCAUCGUCAGGCAAGAGCGACUACCGGAACAAGUCGAGCAGCCACAAAACCCACAGCAGCAUUGCACGGACUCCUUCCAGUCGAAGUACAAACGUGCUGGGCAGUAUUCUCGGCAGCGCUUCAAAGCUGGCGAACGCCACUUCGCGCGUGAAAGAGAAGACUAAUUCGCGCUACUCUGAGGCCCCGUAG
Hyaloperonospora brassicae is the source of this 7479-nucleotide messenger RNA. The record is from the annotation of a GenBank genome assembly. NCBI's taxonomy places the organism in Eukaryota, Oomycota, Peronosporomycetes, Peronosporales, Peronosporaceae.